Molecule: messenger RNA, 1476 nt
Organism: Talaromyces rugulosus
Lineage: Eukaryota; Fungi; Ascomycota; Eurotiomycetes; Eurotiales; Trichocomaceae
Exons: 1
Coding region: 1-1476 (491 amino acids)
Biological process (GO): glycerophospholipid biosynthetic process
Cellular component (GO): mitochondrion
Source: RefSeq, a predicted model, not a curated record
AUGCCUCGCUUCGAAGACUCCGACCUGGGAGCAGACCUCCCUGAGUCUCUCUCUCCCCGUGACAGCCGCCCCAGUGUAACCAUCGACGCUGGCCUGCCCCUCCCCAUCCCUGCUGACCCUGUCCGUCGCAACCGCCGCGAGAGUGAGGUCGUCGAGGUGCCUGCCUCUCGAAGCUCCAUCAGUGAUGCCGCCCAGUUCAUGCACAACUUGAGCCUUCAGCCCUCCAUGCUGGACCGACGGGCCUCCCGAAACUCCUUUGGCACCUCGCUGCCCAUUCCUCGCUCCUCCAGACCCUCUCGUCUCUCCUCAGUCGUCAACGCAGAUGGCUCUGGUGCUGUCUCGCGCGACAUCCUGGCCUCGCAGGUCCAGGACAUGGCUCAGGAAAAGGUCCUGGCCGCCAAGAACAUGGCCUUUGCCUUUGACAUUGACGGUGUGCUGGCCCAUGGCAACAAGGCUAUCCCACAGGCCAAGGAGGCUCUCAAGAUGCUGAACGGCGACAACGAGCUCGGCAUCAAGAUUCCUUAUAUCCUGUUGACCAACGGCAGCGGCAAGACUGAGGAGGAACGCUGCCAGCAGCUGACCGACGUUCUGGACAGCCCCAUCUCCGUCGACCAGUUCAUUCAAUCCCACACUCCCAUGCGUGCCCUGUCCGAGUACUACGAGACCGUCUUGCUUGUUGGCGGUGAAGGCUUCAAGUGCCGAGACGUUGCUGUUGAAUACGGCUUCAAGAAUGUCUACACAUACCACGAUAUUCUCGCCUGGAACGAAGAGAUCUCCCCAUGGAGAGCCCACAGAUCCGAAAAGGAAAUCGCCCAAGCCAGCCCUAUUGAUUUCUCCAAAGUCAAGUUUGACGCCAUUCUCGUCUUUUCCGACUCUAGAGACUACUCUACCGACUUCCAACUGAUCAUCGACCUCCUCAUGUCUGAGGACGGCUACUUUGGCACCAAAUCCAAGAACCCUGGCGCCGGCAGCAUCCCCAUCUACUUUUCGCAAGGUGACAUGCUUAUGCCUACUGCCUACAAGGGCCCUCCCCGUAUGACCCAGGGCGCCUUCCGCAUUUCCAUCGAAACCAUGUACAAGGCCCUGACCGGUACCGACCUUGAGCGUGUGGUCUACGGCAAGCCCGAAUUGGCCACUUACAAGUACGCCGACGAAGUGCUCAAGUCGUGGAUGGAGGAAAUCCACAACGAGAACAAGAUUCCCGCCAACGUCUACAUGGUCGGUGACAACCCAGCCUCCGACAUCAUCGGUGGCAACAUGUACGGCUGGAACACCUGCCUGGUCCGCACCGGUAUCUUCCAAGGCGGCCCUGGCGAGAACGAUCCCAAGAGCCCGGCCAACUUUGGCGUGUUCGACCACGUUUUGGACGCGGUCAAGGCGGUCGUGCGCAAGGAGCUCGGCAAGGAAUUCAAGUUCAAGUGGAACGAAAAACUCAACCCGGUCCUCCACGGAGACGGCAUUUCCGCCAUUGAGUAA